CGUACUUCAUGGACUUCGGGGACGCGCUUCACGAGCUCCGCUGCUAGCUUCGCACAGUGGCGAUAAUCGAAGGGAAAAAAUACGCACUCUCUCUACUCCGUUAACCUGCGAUGUCGAGUUGAUUUUUAAUCCCCGGUGCACGCUCGAAGCCCCAUUUUUAAAAACGGACCAGAGCGCUAAAUAUGGCCAGCAAAGUAUGGCAUACAGAAUUGUGGAAGACAUGGGAUAAGCAUGGGAAAAAUGAUUUCCUCAAGCUAAUCAAGCACAAAUUUAAGGAAGGCAACACACCAGAAUGGAGACGCGGAAUAUACGAAUUAAUUUCAAAUGGAAUCCAUGGAAACGUAAAAAAGGACAGUGUAGUUCAGACAUUAGGUGAACUUACGAGUUUUGAUGUACCUUCCAUACCAUCUGCAAUAGUAGACAUAUUUACUUUAAUUGAUGUGGAAGUGCAUAAUGAGGAAAGAAACAACUUUUACUAUAUCGUGAAAGAAUCUGAGAAGUUUUUGACCGAUAGAAUAUUGAAAGAACGUUUAGAGAUUGAUACUUUACAAGAUGUAGGGACAUUGAAAAACAAAAAUUUUCAAACCAAAUUUAUAAAAGUAAAAACAAAGUUAUAUUAUAAACAAAGGAAAUUUAAUUUAUUUCGUGAAGAGAGCGAAGGUUACUCCAAGCUCAUUGUAGAAUUGAAUCAGGAGCGCCCAGAUAGUGAGGUGGCCUCGACAUUGGAAAUUGUUAAAUCUCUUAUCGGUUAUUUUAAUCUUGAUCCUAAUAGAGUACUCGACAUCUUAUUAGAGACUUUUGAAAACCGACCGCAAGACGACGCUCUAUUUAUUCCUUUAAUACGUUCAUACAUGAGCGAUCAGCAGGUACUUUGUGAAGUGUUAGGAUUCAAAUACUGCUCUACCAUCAACGCCACGCCGUUCUCGCUGCAGAAGGUCACCGCGCUCAUGCUGCAGCAUGGUGUAAUUAAACUGGAUGAUAUAUUACCUUGGUUGGUGCCAGAUGAUAAGACUAUAAUAUUAGAUCACGAGCAGGUGAUGAAACAGGCCAAGGAAUAUGUGCGGAAAUUGAGUGUGAUCUCAACAAAAGACAAGGAAGAUGUUGUGGAAGAGAAGGAGAAUGCACAAGACAAGUACACGAACAAUCAAAAAUUUGGAUUAUGUGAAGCACUUCUGGAAAUUGGAGCUUGGGAAGUAGCACAAAGCUUAUUCAGUCGUUUACCGGACUAUUGUCUCACAGAUCAACGUCCCAUAGCUUUAGCGUUGUGCAAAAUGAUUCAGUCUCUUAUAGAACCUGUAUACCGAAAACAUUGUAUUGUUUCUCCAAAAUUGCCGGGCCGUAAAGUGCCUCCAUUGAAGAGUUCCCUCGCGCCACCAUCGUUACGCGAUCUGGAGGACAUUCAUGAUCACUUAUUGCCGAUGUUGAUCGUACUCGGACCGAAUCUUCACCAGGAUCCUAUUUUAAUGUACAAAGUGAUGAGACUUUGUCACACCGCCAUCAAGCACUGUCCACUUGACGCAAGCAAGCAACCUCUGAACAAAAACUGCAGUCUCUAUUAUGACGUGCUGACUAUACUCGAUGUCGCACUUUUACCCUCCCUCUCCUUCAUGGAUUGUAAUUGUUGUGUCGCCGAGGAAUUGUGGAACAUCCUUAAAUACUACCCUUAUCAAAAUCGUUAUAGUUUAUACGCGCGCUGGAAAAAUGACACGGCAUUACAGCACGCUGCACUCCUGCGAAAACGCGCCGAUGCUCAAAAAAAGAUCAAAUCGAUCAUGAAGCGCGUGAGCAAGGAAACGAUCAAGCCAGUCGGCCGAUCAAUAGGCAAGCUUACACAUUCUUCGCCAGGUGUACUAUUCGAUUACGUCCUCAUACAGAUCCAAUUAUAUGACAACCUAAUAGGACCUGUGGUGGAUUCUUUAAAGUACUUGACAAAUAUCUCGUAUGAUGUAUUGGGAUAUUGUCUAGUAGAAGCUUUAGCGGGUGCUGAUAGGGAUAGAUUUAAACACGACGGCACCAGUAUAUCUUUGUGGCUGCAAUCUCUGGCUUCUUUUUGUGGAGCGAUAUUUAAAAAGUAUAACAUCGAAUUAACAGGGUUGUUACAGUAUGUAGCGAAUCAACUUAAAGCUCAAAAGAGCUUAGAUCUGUUAAUAUUAAAAGAAAUAGUACAAAAAAUGGCUGGUAUUGAGGCAGCCGAAGAAAUGACAUCUGAUCAAUUAGAUGCUAUGGCAGGCGGAGAUCUUUUGAAAAAUGAGGCUGGUUACUUUAGUCAAGUCCGCAAUACGAAGAAAUCCUCGCAACGUUUGAAGGAAGCUCUUGCCGAACAAGAUCUAGCGGUCGCGCUGUGCUUGUUAAUGGCACAGCAAAAACAUUGCGUUGUUUAUAGAGAAACAGAUAAAUCUCAUUUAAAACUCGUUGGCAAGUUGUAUGAUCAAUGCCAGGAUACGCUAGUACAAUUUGGAACUUUCCUGGGUUCAACUAUGACGGUAGACGAGUAUGUCGAGCGACUACCUUCGAUUCAUUCUAUGCUCCAGGAUAAUCACAUACAUUCGGAUGUCGCGUUUUUCCUGGCACGGCCAAUGUUCGCGCAUGCCAUAAAUAUAAAAUAUGAUGCUCUCCGUAAAGCUGAUCCGAAUUAUAAAAAAAUGUCCACGGCAAUGAAGCAAUUAAAGUAUGCAGAAGCCGCGCAAGCUGUUAUGGCACCUGUUGCUCAAUCUGUUAGGCCGUUGCAUCCUCUAAAGGUUUGGGAGGAUAUAUCACCACAAUUCUUAGUCACGUUUUGGUCUCUAUCGAUGUACGAUUUGUAUGUGCCAGUGGAAAGCUAUCAAAGAGAAGUCAGCAAGUUGAAGCAACUUGCAGCGCAAACCUCCGAUUCCAAAGACGUGAAUGUAAGUAAGGGAAAGAAGGAACAAGAAAGAUAUACCACUCUUAUUGAAAAACUGCAGGAUGAAAAGAAGAAGCAAGAGGAGCACGUCGAAAAAGUUUUUGCGUACCUGAGACAAGAAAAGGACACAUGGUUUUUAUCACGAAGCGCUAAAUCUGCAAAGAAUGAAACGAUAACGCAAUUUCUACAGUUGUGCCUAUUCCCACGAUGUACAUUCACAACUGUGGACGCCAUGUACUGUGCGAAAUUUGUACAUACCAUCCAUUCUCUGAAGACUGCAAAUUUUUCAACUCUGCUUUGCUACGAUCGUCUUUUCUGUGAUAUUACAUAUUCAGUCACUUCGUGCACAGAGAACGAAGCAAAUCGAUAUGGCAGAUUUUUAUGCGCUAUGCUGGAAACUGUAAUGAGAUGGCAUUCCGAAAAAGCCAUAUUUGAUAAGGAAUGCAGUAAUUAUCCUGGUUUUGUAACCAAGUUUCGCGUGAGCAAUCAAUUUUCCGAAGCAAAUGAUAUGGUUGGAUUUGAAAAUUACAGACACGUGUGUCACAAAUGGCAUUAUAAGAUCACAAAGGCUAUUGUAGUGUGUCUAGAUUCUAAGGAUUAUGUGCAAAUAAGGAAUUCUUUGAUAAUAUUGAUAAAAAUAUUACCACAUUUUCCUGUCUUGGCAAAACUCUCUCAGAUUCUCGAACGAAAGGUAGAAAAGGUGAGAGAGGAAGAGCGUGGCCAGCGCCAGGACUUGCAUGUCCUAGCAACAUCGUAUAGUGGGCAAUUGAAAGCUAAAACUCCCAAUAUGAUACGUGAAUCAGAUUUCCACCAUGUGGGCGAUAAGGCUGGUAAAACUCAAGAUGCAACGAAUAAUGAAACGAGUGAAAAAGUUAGCAAUGGAGUAACGGUGAAAGAAAAUAACAAUGGAGAUACUCGACCAGAAAAAGAAAACAAGGAGCAACGAGAAAAACGGAGCUCCUCCAAUCAAACGCAUCACGAUAUCAAUUCUUUGAAUAGUGAAAACUCUGAAAAAUUCAGAAAGAAAGAAGACAGUAAAGAUGUUUUGGAAGCAAAAGAAAAAUAUGUUAAAAAAGAAGAAGUGAAAGACGAUGAGGGAUUAGAAAAGAAAGAUCGCAAAUAUUAUAAGGAAGAGCACUAUUAUAGCAGCGCUGUAGAUAAUUUAGAUCGAGAUCUUUCCAGUGUUUCAAAUAGUAGUGCGAGUUCGGGUCCUUUACAAGAAGGUCCUGAAAGAGUUUCAGAUGUAAAAAGAAGAAGAGUAGAGAGCACUCCAAAGGUGACUAUAUUUUAUAAUUUUAAUUUUUUUUUUACGUUUUCUCUUUGCAUAAAUAUUUUUAUGUUCAGCAGGAAGGGAGACGCGCGGAAGUUGGACUGGAUAAAAAAGAACGUUCUAGUAAAGGAAAAACACGUGAUGAACAGAAGGAGCUGCGUAAGGAAAAGAAACAGGGACGAAAAAGGGAUCGGGCAGAAGAAUCCAUACCAACUACCGAGCAGAAACGAAGAAAAGAUGAUGAAAGAGCCAAAGGUACACAUCAGAACGGUGACAUUCCUGAACAUAGAGAAAAGCAUCAUUACAGUAAGGAAAAAUCUCCAUACGCAAAGGAUCGUCCUCAUGAACGUGAAGGACGUGAAAGCCGUGAUAAGCACAGAAGGAGUUCAGACCCGAAACGAAGAUGAUGUACAACAGCGGAAAGGAGCUCGACUUAACAUUUUCUAUGCUAUGUUUGAUGUUGCAUGUAAUGAACGUAGAAUUCAAAAUAAAGCAAAAAGAUAGUCGGUAAUUUGUAUAUUAUAUGUUUUAACAACAUCCAAUUUUAUAAAAUAAAUUAUCUGAAUGUCCAAUA
Molecule: messenger RNA, 4725 nt
Organism: Solenopsis invicta (red fire ant)
Lineage: Eukaryota; Metazoa; Arthropoda; Insecta; Hymenoptera; Formicidae
Gene: tho2
Product: THO complex subunit 2
Exons: 27
Coding region: 183-4655 (1490 amino acids)
Biological process (GO): mRNA processing; mRNA export from nucleus
Cellular component (GO): THO complex part of transcription export complex
Molecular function (GO): mRNA binding
Source: RefSeq, a predicted model, not a curated record